AUGAGUACAUCUACAUAUAUCCCUCAAGAUAUCGUCUCAAGCGACGAAACACGACCAUCAUCCCUUCAUCUAGUCAUUCAGCCCCCUGCUGACUGCAUUCGCCCAGCUUGGGGAACAAGUGCUGGUGCUGUCACCGUUGUGUGGGCAGGAAGGAGGACCGGCUCAAGUACUCCGUUAACUCGCAUCCCUUGCCUCGCAAUUGAAACCCACAUUUUAGCCAUCUUUUGCUUACACACAAUUGUGUUACUUGCUGGACUCGAACUCGGACGUAUUAUACCUCCCGCACCUGCUUGGCCUGCACGAAAUCUGGUACCUCCUGCACUAAAUGACGUGCCUUCCAACAUCCGCAACCGAUGCCAGGGCGGAAACACGGGUUCGACACGAGAGUGGUAUCAGGGCAUCAUCCACAUCGAUGUGUUUCUUCUAGGCCCAGCUCGCUGCCUAGCCCAGGACUUGCUCGUCAUCCGCACUAAAAUCACCAACUUCUCCGUGUCAUGCCCCAAGACCCAAGCACACUUCCCGAGCGCCCAUCACCUCAACAAUGAAAAACAUACAUCUAAGCAAAAUCGACUGUCCUCUGAGGUUCUAGUCUCCAUUGCAUCUCCAUCCUUUGGUAUCCCCAUCUACAACCUGCGCUUUUCUAAGCCCUUUCCCUUCCUUUAUAAAUUCAGACUCAAAGACAUCAGCCUCGGCGACCUGGAGAACAAGUUACUCAGAAGCGGAGGAGGUGCUAGCCUCCACAUCAAACCCCAUCUCAGUCCUGGAUUGUGGGUACUGUCUGUUAUGAUCAUUGCGGGUAAGCGAGGCAAGGGUGUGCCACUCGACCUGGGGCAGGAUGGAGUUUUCAGGCCUGCUGCACAUGGGCGCAAGACUGCGCUUGGGGACACGAGAUCGAAGCUCGGACGAUACAGAGGGUUCCAGGUUAAGGGUGAUGCCCAAUGUAUCGGGUUGUAUUACCCAAGUAUUACCCUAAGUCAAGCGCACGAGGGUACGAACCCCAUCGAGCGAGUCGUAAACGGAAAGAACUGCUUGCUGUCCCACCACCCACACCUGAAUGCAAAGGCGGAGAUGGACUUCACGACGCACCUCUUUAUCUGCAUGAACUUGGACUAUAACAAGGUCGAUCAGACACAGAGGAAAUGGUAUACAGAGCAUUGUUACCAAGGUUUCGAGUGGAAUUGUGAGCUGGCUCAGCUGGGCAGUAGUAAGCUAUUUUGGGUUAGUUGGAGAUGCAGGUUCCGCUUAGUCAUGUGGAAGGCGGAAAAGGAAGAGAUGAACAACUCACCAUAUGCACCCCAUCUCCACACCAACUACGCCCCCUCGGCUGCAGAAAUCCUUGAUAUCAAGAAUCAUUUAACGGAACCACUCACACUUUUAUCAACCUUGGAUGCCGAAAUCGAGCAGCUGAACUCGACUCUCUGCAUCUUACGUGACCGGCAUUGCAUUUUGAGUGAGGAGAUUGAGUCUCAUCGAGCACUUAUCUCUCCUUUUCGUCAACUACCUCUUGUUAUGUUGGGGGAGAUCUUCUCUCAUUGUCUUCCUACACAUCAUAACGCCGUCUUGAGCCUUCGAGAAGCUCCCCUGUUGCUGGGUCGUGUUUGUAGCACAUGGAGAUCUAUCACUCUGUCAACUCCACAGCUUUGGGCAAGUCUUCACAUGCCGACGCCUAGGUCAGACUCUCUUUUUGGUCCUGCAUACAUCAGGGAAACGGCAACAUGCGCCGAGGCAUGUGUUGGUCGCAGCUCACUCACCUCAAAUUGGAUGUAG
Laccaria bicolor S238N-H82 is the source of this 1767-nucleotide messenger RNA. RefSeq lists its product as uncharacterized. The coding region runs from base 1 to 1767 and encodes 588 amino acids. The record is from RefSeq and is a predicted model, not a curated record. The transcript has 9 exons. NCBI's taxonomy places the organism in Eukaryota, Fungi, Basidiomycota, Agaricomycetes, Agaricales, Hydnangiaceae.